Artibeus jamaicensis (Jamaican fruit-eating bat) is the source of this 2538-nucleotide messenger RNA. RefSeq names its product photoreceptor disc component (gene PRCD). The coding region runs from base 1230 to 1427 and encodes 65 amino acids. The transcript is spliced from 4 exons. The record is from RefSeq and is a predicted model, not a curated record. Lineage: Eukaryota; Metazoa; Chordata; Mammalia; Chiroptera; Phyllostomidae. Gene Ontology annotation, cellular component: photoreceptor outer segment membrane. Gene Ontology annotation, molecular function: opsin binding.
CUUCGGUUUAUGUGUCUAUUUCCAAACUCACAUUUCGGAGUAGCCAGCCCAAGUGCCGCCCCCGCUCUGACCCGCCUUGGACCUUGAGGUUCAGGGGCGUCCCUGGAAUCCUGGGCUGGUGGCCUGUGGACAUGCCUCAUCUCAGCGGAGGGGAGGAAAACCUAGCCUUCACGUUGGGGUCUUGGAGGGCUGGAGGAGAGAGGCGAUUUCAGUUUCUUAAAUCCCUUUGAGACCCACGUCCUCACUUUGGUCCCCGCUGCCUUGCCUCCUGCCUCCCACCUGCCUCGGCCGAGACAGAGCCUGCCUCACUGGGCCACCUCACUGGACCCCUCUGACCACCUCCCAGAGCCAGCGUGGUGGCGCUUCCAGCGGCGGCUCAAGCCCUUUCACGGGGAUGUGGAAAGAAAGUAGAAGAAACCUUGUUUGGGUUUAUUUCCAUCUCAUCCUUUACAAGUUUUCCGUGUGCCCACCGGGGAGGACUGUCUAGUGGCAGAGGACAGCAUUUUUAAGGGGACGGGUAGAUCUGUUUCCCCCGCGCUCCCUUCAGCUCUGCCUCCUGCUGCGGCGGGGACAGCCAGAGGGGCUCCAGGCGACAGCCCGGAGGGUGGAACAGAACCGCUGGGCCAGCCCUUCCCUCCUUGUGCUUCCAGCUUCAUCAUCUGCUGCUCCUCCUCUCUCCCCGUCCCCUCACUGCCUCCCCUGGGACGUCCCCGCCCUGGGGACGCGUCCAGGUGCUAGGACGUGUGUACCCUGUGCUUCCGCAGCCUUCACAGAAGGUGGCCCUGUCUUCUGUGGGCCCACCCUUCCUCGAACCCCUGCAAACUCACAGGUCCCCAGCUCCUCUUCGAAGCUUUCCCUCAUGCUUACAACUCCCGAAGCACCCUGUAGGUGCCUUUAAUCGCCCGUGUCACUCUGCUGUGGCCACUGUGUAACCUGCCAGUGCCUUUGUCUGGACUACAUGCCUCUGCAGGGCCAGGCCCAGGUCUCGAUCUGUCUACAUCCAGAAGAGACUGAGGUCAGCUGACCCUGCCCUGGGGGGACAACCUGGGGCCAGGGAGGUUAGUCGGUCUGCACAAGGUCAGGUCUGCUGAUCCCAGUAAUCAGCUUGAGGCUUCUAAUCCGUCACCGGCAGGAACCUUGGGACGCACGGCAGUGGCUCGGGAGGGCUGUCAGGGGCCAUCUUGGCCUCCUCCGCAGACCUGACCGGGAGGGGAUGGGGCGGCUGAGCCAUGUGUACCACCCUCUUCCUGCUCAGCACCUUGGCUGUGCUCUGGCGCCGGCGAUUCGGCAACCGGGUCCAACCAGAGCCCAGCGAUGGGGCAGUUGCGGGCAGCAGCGUGGACACAGACCCCCAGUCCCCCGGCAGGGAGACAGCACCUGCCUCUUCGGGCGGAGCUCGGCCCCGGGAACCAGGGUCAGCCGGCUGAGGUGGGUGGGCUGGUGCCAAGGACGGACAGAAGUGACGGCCGCCUCCCGGAAGAGAACUGCCUGGUAAAGCGAAGGGGGCGGGCCUCUGGGGGCCCCACAGAGUCACCCAAUCAAAAGGGACUUCAGUGGACUGUCCGGAGGUGCCGGGGACCUGCUCACUCAGCCAGCACGUGGAGCGCCUGGGUGCCCGCGCCUGUGGGUGCAAAAUGAAUUAAGCCUUCCUUCCACCAACGACCAGAACCCUGGGCAAAGCACAAGAGACAGACACCUGCCAACAGGCAGCACGCAGGACGGCGGCCCGUGAGGGCCUCAGCAGCUGCCUCGGACAGCUCCUGCCUGUGGCUCGUGGACUGGGGGGGCGCCCUAGGGCCCACAGGGCUCCCCGAGGUGAGGAGAGGGUGCUCCUAAGGGUGCACACAGAUCGGUGGGGCCCGAAACAGCCGCCACGAAGGCGACUCGGUGGACAAAGGAAAGUCCUCCCAUCAGGCUACAAAAAGCAACCACCAUAAAAGAAAAGUGAUUAAUUGGACUUUAUCAAAAUUCUUGGAAAGACUGGGAGAAAACACUUGUCAAGCAAAUAUCUGAGGAAAGACCUGCAUCCAGGAUAUAUAAAUAACUUUUACCACUUGGUGUCUAAAAGCUAGCCCGUAAAAAGGGGGAGGGUUUUAAUAGUUCACAAAAAAGUGUACAUGUGGCCAGUAAACACACAGCAAGACGCUUGCCGUGGUCAGUCACCAGGGAGCUGCAAAUCAGGAAUCUCCAGGCCCUUCCCCAGGCCCCCCCAGAACGGCUGAGGGGGAGGAGGAACGUGACAGGUGCUGGCGAGAGGGCAGGGCAGCCGAAUCGGGUGAGACGCAUUGCUGGGGGAGCGCUCCGCGGUGCGUGUGCUUGGGAAACAAACCGGCUUGGCAGUUCCCUGUGACCUUACCCAGAGGAAAGAAAAUCCGUGUUCACCAAAAGAUCUGUGCAAAAAUGUUCGCAGCAGCUUCAUUAGUCACAGCUCUCACGUGGAAACAACCCAAAUAUGUGGCAACGAGUGAAUGGAUAAACAAACUGUGGUAUGUGCGUGUAAUGGAAUAAGAGUCAGAAAUAAAAAGGAAAUGAACUACU